Molecule: messenger RNA, 627 nt
Organism: Fulmarus glacialis (Northern fulmar)
Lineage: Eukaryota; Metazoa; Chordata; Aves; Procellariiformes; Procellariidae
Gene: DUSP13B
Product: dual specificity phosphatase 13
Exons: 3
Coding region: 1-627 (208 amino acids)
Biological process (GO): negative regulation of MAPK cascade; protein dephosphorylation
Cellular component (GO): cytoplasm
Molecular function (GO): MAP kinase phosphatase activity; protein tyrosine/serine/threonine phosphatase activity
Source: RefSeq, a predicted model, not a curated record
AUGGCCUGGGACUCCCUGUGCAGCGGGGACUUACUGCGCCCCAAGAUAAGAAGUGCCUCGAGCUGGACGCCUGGCAGCCAGAGCAGCCCCGAAACACCGUCCCUGGAGGAGCUGCGGCGCCUGCUCUGGACACGCGCACACCCCUCGGGGCACGUGGACGAAGUCUGGCCAAACCUUUACGUGGGAGACCUGUACGUCGCUCGUGACAAAGUGCAGCUGAGCCGAAUGGGCAUCUCCCAUGUUGUGAAUGCCGCUGCCGGGCGAUUUCACAUCAACACUGGACCCAAGUUCUACAAAGACCUGCCUGUGGAUUACUACGGAGUAGAAGCAGAGGACAGCCCAAACUUUGAUCUCAGUAUUUACUUCUACCCAGUUGCUGGAUACAUAAAAGCAGCACUGAAUUCCCCAAGAGGCAAAGUGCUAGUUCACUGUGCAAUGGGAAUCAGCCGAUCUGCAACUCUAGUCCUCGCUUUCUUAAUGAUCUGUGAAGAUAUGUCCCUCGCUGACGCAAUUCAGACUGUACGCUCACACAGAGGGAUCUGCCCCAACUCUGGCUUCCUCAAGCAACUUCGGGAGUUGGACCUCCAGUUAGGAAGAGGGAAAGGCAGAGGAGCAAAGGCCUGCUAG